AUGUCUGGACAAACCAGCCCGUCUGCGUUUGUUGUUCUCCACAUCACCACCACGGGCGACGACCUCAGCUCCUCCAAGGACUCCAGCGAGAUCCUCGAGAUUGCCUGGUCUGUGGUCGACUCGCAGUCGCUCGCCGAGAUCAAGACCAACUCGUCGCUCGUCAAGCCCCUUACCACCCCCGUCACGCCGCUGUGUACCUCGCAAACUUCCUUAACCUGGGAAAAUGUCAAGAACGCUCCCUCUCUGAAGGACUGCGUCCUGCUGUUGGAACAGGACAUCGAGAAGCACCUUGUCUCCGCGAAAAAAGACUUCACGUUUGUUAUUUUCAACAGCUGGGACCUCAGAAUGCGGCUCCCAAAGGAAAGUAGAGAAAAAAGCAUACAGCUGCCGUCGUAUCUGGAGCACUCUCGGUACUUUGAUCUCAAGAAGGAGUAUCUCAAGUUCCAGCAGUGCCAGUCCCAGGAGUUGGAGCAUCCUGGCUCCCUUACCGUUUCGCACAUCGUUUCCGCGCUCGAUCUCGACGUUGCCGAUAUAAAGCCCGUGAACACGUCGUAUGGCGACUCUCUGACGCUCUCCAUGCCCCGGCGCGCGGCCGAUGAAGUGCAGCUGCUGAUCAAGGUGAUCGGCCAUCUCCAGAAAUCGUCUCCACAGGGCUCGAAGAUCCUCGAAACACCGUAUGACAUGGCGCUGGACUUGGCCCAGUUUGAGUCGGAAAAAUCCCGAAUUCUGUAUAUGAGCAAUCUGCCGGCAGACACCACGCAGAGCGAGCUGGAGUCAUGGUUCACUCAAUAUGGUGGCAGACCGGUGGCAUUCUGGACCGUGAAAAGCCUGCCCCUGCCAGAAUCGCAGAGCAACAGCCGCACAGGGUCCAACACCAGCAACAGCAGCGGCAGCAACAGCGUGAGCUCACAAUCGUCAGGUACGAAGCCCACAUGCUCAGGUUUCGCUGUGUUUGCUACCCACGAAGAAGCCUUGGACUCCUUGGCCAUGACGGGGAGACUUCUGAAUGACAGAAUCGUGGAGGUGCAGCCCUCGUCCGCCUCCGUGCUUGACAAGGCGCACGAGAUUCUCACGCCGUUCCCGUCUUCGAAAAACAGACCCAGGCCCGGCGACUGGACCUGUCCGUCGUGCGGUUUCUCCAACUUCCAGCGAAGAACAGCAUGUUUCCGCUGCUCGUUCCCUGCUGCCUCUGCGGCAGCCGUGCAGGAGUCGAUCAACACAGGCCAGUACUACCACAGACAAUCGAACUCAAACAGCUCGUCGAACGUGCCCUUUAGAGCCGGCGACUGGAAAUGUCCAAACGAGAGCUGCGCAUACCAUAAUUUUGCCAAGAACGUCUGCUGCCUCAAAUGUGGGGGCCCGAAACCGGCAGUGAACGCCUACAACGGGUAUUCGUACCACCAGGACGCAUACGGCGUCGCCCAGCGCCGAUCCAUAGCCACUCCGCAGUACCAUCAUAACCUUCGUUCCAACGCUUCUGGCUCCGACACCUCUACACCGGUGGCAGCACAGGGCAUCUACAACCUGCUGCAGUACCCGCUGUCGGGGGCCGCAAGCAAGCGGUGUGGCUCGCUCCCCGACUCUGCCUCCAGCACUCCGCUGUUUCAGCCGAUGCUUUCGCAGGGCAGCGCCUCGUCGUAUUCUGGAAGCCUGGACGACUUCCAGGGCCUGUCCUCCCGCAUCAACGAGCUCACUCUCAACUCCCAGCCCUUGCAGCAAACACACUCGGAACACAGCCUGUAUCCCUCUGGCUUGCCUUCGUUGAACUUAGACCUCGAUCUCUCCAAAUAA
This is a messenger RNA of Ogataea haglerorum, 1791 nucleotides long. RefSeq lists its product as uncharacterized. NCBI's taxonomy places the organism in Eukaryota, Fungi, Ascomycota, Pichiomycetes, Pichiales, Pichiaceae. The coding region runs from base 1 to 1791 and encodes 596 amino acids. The transcript has a single exon. Gene Ontology annotation, molecular function: 3'-5'-RNA exonuclease activity; RNA binding. The record is from RefSeq and is a predicted model, not a curated record.